GGAGGAGUGAGCGAGGGAGAGUUGGAUGAGUAACAGCCAUGUGGCAGAUAGGACAGGUAGCAACAGGUAGGAGCACUGGCUAGCAGAGCGCUAGCUAUAGUGAGCAUGAGCAUGGUGUGAUCUGAGCUAGGCAGACUCUGCCUGGACUAACCUGGACCAGCCUGGACUAACCUGGACCUGGGGCUUUCCUGGACUCAGAUGACUGCACCUGCACUCACCUGAUCCCACACCUGGAGACACCUCAACUCGGACAAGCUCGGAAGUCAAAAAGGGGAUGUUCCGCCGGAGGAAGAAGAAGCGGGGGCUGGAGAUCUCGGCGCCGCGGGACUUCCAGCACCGCGUGCACACGUCGUACGACGCGGCGCGGGGCUGCUAUGUGGGCCUGCCCCCCCAGUGGCAGAGCCUCAUCGAGAACCUGCGCAGACCCCUGCCUCUGGUGGACCCCUCCACCGUCACCCAGGUGGAGCUGGUGCCCAGGAAGACCAUAGUGCGGGGCAGCUUCAUCGGACACGAGGACUACAUCACCCAUGUGAUCGCCGAGAUGACAAAGCUGUCCGUCACCAGCUCCAACACGCUGCGCCGGACCAGCCUGUUGGCACGGAAACGGGCCCAGUCGAUGGGCCGGCUGGGAGAGCUGGAGGAGGGGGACACCUACCAGUACCUGGAGCUCACCCAGGGGCAUGGGCCCAACCCGGCCAGUGCCACCUACUGGCAGGACCGCAUACGGCAGGUCCGCAGCGAGAGCGGCAGCCCCAAGCUGCAGGCCAAGACCGGCGUCUCUCUGCCCGCCAACGGCGUGCUUCCCCGGGCCAAGUCCUCCUACGAGAUCGACUUCCACCCGACGCCGGCCCCCAGCGAACCCCCGGCCCCCGCCGCCCCCGGGAUCAGAAGGACAGGCAGCCUCAUGGGCAACCACGCCCGCAACGAGAGUGCCGGACCCCCCAUCGGCCCCGACCCCAGCCCUGGGAACAAGAGGCCGGCGUCCGCCCACUACGGCGCGCAGACGCCAGAGACGGGUUCCAGGUUGAGCAGGAGGGUGAAGCCAGCGGGGAACCACCUCCCUGACCUGCUGUCCACCGCCAAGGGCGGACCCCGCAGACCCCACUCCUCCUACGACCUCCACCCGGGCUCAGCGAGCACGUCUCCACUCCCUCCGCCCAACGGCACCAGCAGCCCGAUCGCCGGCCGCCUCGUGGCCCCCCACCCGUUGACCCCGCCCCCGAGGUAUACCACCAGGUCUACCGCAGGAGGCCUCGCCCCAAUGCCGAGCCCCGCCCCCUCCUCCCAGCCCCCGCCCGGGCCCAGCCCCGGGUCCACCAGGGUGACCCACCAGCAGUUCAAGGCGGCGCUCCAGAUGGUGGUGGGCCCCGGGGACCCCCGCACCUCGCUGGAGAACUUUGUGAGGAUCGGCGAGGGUUCGACGGGCGUAGUCUGCAUCGCACGCGAGCGCCACAGCGGGCGGCAGGUGGCCGUGAAGAUGAUGGACCUGAGGAAACAGCAGCGCAGGGAGCUGCUCUUUAACGAGGUGGCGAUCAUGAGGGACUACCGGCACCAGAACGUGGUCCAGAUGUACCGGUCGGCCCUGGUGGAGGAGGAGCUCUGGGUCAUCAUGGAGUACCUCCAGGGCGGCGCCCUCACCAACGUGGUUAACGAGACCAGGCUGAACGAAGAGCAGAUAGCUACGGUGUGUGAGGCGGUCCUGCAGGCCUUGUCUUACCUCCACUCCGAGGGAGUUAUCCACCGUGACAUCAAGAGCGACUCCAUACUGCUAGCCUUGGACGGCAGGGUGAAGCUGUCAGACUUUGGCUUCUGCGCUCAGAUCAGCAAAGACAUAGCCAGGAGAAAGUCUCUUGUGGGGACGCCAUAUUGGAUGGCCCCAGAGGUGAUCUCCAAGACCCCCUACGGACCAGAGGUGGAUGUGUGGUCUCUAGGCAUCAUGGUGGUGGAGAUGGUGGAUGGUGAACCUCCGUAUUUCAGCGACACGCCAGUGGUGGCGAUGAAGAAAAUCAGAGAUGACCCCGCCCCCACCGUCAGGAACCCCCACAAGAUGUCUCCAGCUCUGAAGGACUUCCUGGGCUGCAUGCUGACCCGGAACACCGUCCAGAGGGCCACCUCCGCCCAGCUCCUCACCCACCCCUUCCUGCUCCAGGCCAGCUCCCCGCGCUGCCUGGUGCCCCUGGUGGAGCAGUACCGCAAGCGCAUGUCCCUCUGCUGGCCUGGACGCCGCGGGGCCUUCGACGCCUCGGGGCCCCCCCUCUGGGGCUCAGUGUCCCUGGAGUGGACAUCACUUCUUCAGUCAGUGUCAUCUCCAGCCCUACCAGGACUCUAUCCUACCGCUGCCUCCACCAUGGGUGACGCGCUGAUGGCCGAGUUUGGAAAGGCUGUGAUCUAUCUCAGGAAGUCUGACAAGGAGCGCCUGGAGGCCCAAACCAGGGCUUUUGACAUCAAAACGCAGUGCUUCGUCGUAGACGAUAAAGUGGAAUAUGUCAAGGGGCAGAUCCAAAGCAAGGAAGGAGGGAAGGUUGUUGUAAAAAAGGAGGACGACACUACAGUGACAGUUCCAGAAUCUGAUGUCCAUCCACAGAACCCGCCGAAGUAUGAUAAAAUAGAGGACAUGGCCAUGUUCACCUUCCUCCACGAGCCUGCCGUGCUGUUCAACCUCAAGGAGCGGUACGCUGCCUGGAUGAUCUACACCUACUCUGGUCUCUUCUGUGUCACCGUCAACCCCUACAAGUGGCUGCCAGUGUACGAUUCAGAGGUGGUUGCGGCCUACAGAGGGAAGAAGAGGACCGAAGCUCCUCCUCACAUCUUCUCCAUCUCAGAUAACGCUUACCAGUACAUGCUCACUGACCGGGAGAACCAGUCGGUCCUCAUCACUGGAGAAUCCGGUGCUGGGAAAACCGUCAACACCAAGCGAGUCAUCCAAUACUUUGCCAGUAUCGCUGCGGUUGGCGGUGCGGUCAAGAAGGAUGCCAACAAAGGGACUCUGGAGGAUCAAAUCAUCCAGGCCAACCCUGCGCUAGAGGCCUUCGGUAAUGCCAAAACCCUGAGGAAUGACAACUCCUCUCGUUUUGGAAAGUUCAUCCGGAUUCACUUCGGGAACAGCGGCAAGCUUAGCUCUGCAGACAUCGAGACCUACCUGCUUGAAAAGUCCAGAGUCACUUUCCAGCUGAAGUCUGAGAGGAACUAUCACAUAUUCUUCCAGAUCUUGUCCAAUCAGAAGCCGGAGCUGUUGGACAUGCUGUUAAUUACCAACAACCCCUACGAUUACUCCUACAUCUCCCAAGGAGAGGUAACCGUCGCCUCCAUCAACGACUCUGAGGAGCUCAUAGGCACUGAUAGUGCGUUUGAUGUCCUCGGCUUCACCCUGGAAGAAAAGAUGGGGGUGUACAAGCUGACUGGUGCCAUCAUGCACUAUGGCAACAUGAGGUUCAAGCAGAAGCAGCGCGAGGAGCAGGCAGAGUCAGACGGGACUGAAGCGGCUGAUAAAUCAGCAUACCUCAUGGGUCUAAACUCGGCGGAUCUCAUCAAAGGUCUCUGCCACCCUAGGGUGAAGGUAGGGAAUGAAUAUGUCACCAAAGGUCAAGGGGUGGAUCAGGUCUACUACUCCCUUGGUGCGCUGGCUAAGUCAGUGUAUGAGAAGAUGUUUAACUGGAUGGUGGUGAGGAUUAACCACUCCCUGGAAACCAAGCAGCACCGACAGCACUUCAUAGGAGUGCUGGACAUUGCAGGUUUUGAGAUCUUUGACUUCAACACCUUUGAGCAGCUCUGCAUUAAUUUCACAAAUGAAAAACUGCAGCAGUUUUUCAAUCACCACAUGUUUGUCCUGGAACAGGAAGAGUACAAGAAGGAAGGCAUUGAUUGGGAGUUCAUUGACUUUGGGAUGGAUUUGCAGGCCUGCAUUGACCUCAUUGAGAAGCCCCUGGGCAUCAUGUCUAUUCUGGAGGAAGAGUGCAUGUUCCCCAAAGCCAGUGACCAGACGUUUAAGUCUAAGCUCUAUGACAAUCACCUGGGCAAAAACAAAAUGUUUGAGAAGCCUAGACCUGCAAAGGGAAAAGCGGAGGCCCACUUUGCUCUGGUUCACUAUGCUGGGACAGUCGACUACAACAUUGGCAACUGGCUGGUGAAAAACAAAGAUCCUUUGAAUGAGACGGUGGUGGGGCUCUUCCAGAAGUCCUCCCUCAAGCUUCUCAGUGUGCUCUUCUCCAGCUGUGCAUCCGAAGCUGACAAGGGGGGCAAAGGCGCCAAAAAGAAAGGCUCCUCCUUCCAGACAGUGUCAGCCCUUCACAGAGAAAACCUGAACAAGCUCAUGUCCACCCUGAAAACCACACAUCCACACUUUGUCCGCUGUCUGAUUCCGAAUGAGAAGAAAACUCCAGGAAUCAUGGACAACUGCCUGGUGAUGCAUCAGCUCCGCUGUAACGGUGUCCUGGAAGGCAUCAGGAUCUGCAGGAAGGGCUUCCCCAACAGGGUCCUGUACGGGGACUUCAAACAGCGGUACAGAAUCUUAAAUGCUUCUGCCAUUCCCGAUGGACAAUUCAUGGACAACAAAAAGUGUGCAGAGAAGCUGUUGGGGUCGCUGGACAUCGACCACACCCAGUACAGGUUUGGCCACACCAAGGUCUUCUUCAAGGCAGGUCUGCUAGGUACAUUAGAGGAGAUGCGAGAUGAGCAACUGUCCCGCAUUAUCACAAGGAUCCAAGCCAAUGCCAGGGCAAUUUUAAUGAGAGCUGAGUUUGUCAAGCUUGUGGAGCGCAGAGAUGCUCUGUUGUUGAUUCAGUGGAACCUUCGUUCUUUCCUGGGGGUGAAGAACUGGCCUUGGAUGAAGCUUUUCUUCAAGAUCAAGCCCUUGCUGAAGAGCGCAGAGUCAGAGAAGGAGAUGGCCAACAUCAAGGAUGAAUUCAACACGAUGAAACAAGCCUUGGAAAAAUCGGAGGCCCGAAGGAAGGAACUAGAGGAGAAAAUAGUGACGGUUCUCCAAGAGAAAAAUGACCUGACAAUGCAGAUUCAGUCCGAACAGGAUACAUUAACCGACGCGGAGGAGCGCUGCGAACAGCUCAUCAAGAGUAAGAUUCAACAGGAAGCAAAGUUGAAAGAGAUUACUGAAAGGAUGGAGGAUGAGGAAGAGAUGAACGCUGAUCUCACUGCCAAAAGGCGGAAGCUUGAAGACGAAUGCUCCGAGCUGAAAAAGGACAUUGACGACCUUGAGCUGACAUUAGCCAAGGUCGAAAAGGAGAAACACGCCACUGAAAACAAGGUGAAGAAUCUCACGGAGGAGCUGGCUUCUCAGGAUGAUAACAUCCUGAAGCUUAGCAAGGAGAAGAAAGCCUUACAAGAGGCCCACCAGCAGGCUCUGGACGACCUUCAGAGUGAAGAGGACAAGGCCAACACCCUCACCAAGGCCAAGGUCAAGUUAGAGCAGCAGGUCGAUGACCUGGAGGGUUCCCUGGAACAAGAGAAGAAGGUCAGGAUGGAUCUGGAACGUUCAAAGCGAAAGCUGGAAGGCGACCUGAAACUCAGUCAGGAGAGUUUGAUGGACCUGGAGAACGACAAACAGCAACUGGAGGAGAAGCUGAAAAAGAAAGACUUUGAAACGUCGCAGUUGAACGGACGAAUAGAAGAUGAGCAGGUGGUCAGCGUCCAGCUGCAGAAAAAGCUGAAGGAGAACCAGGCAAGGAUUGAGGAGCUCGAGGAGGAGCUUGAUGCUGAGCGGGCAGCCCGGGCCAAAGUGGAAAAGCAGCGCUCCGAUGUUUCCCGUGAGCUGGAGGACAUCAGUGAGCGUCUAGAAGAGGCCGGGGGCGCCACCUCGGCUCAAGUGGAGCUCAACAAGAAGAGAGAUGCUGAGUUCCAGAAAGUCCGCAGGGAGUUGGAGGAGUCUACACUUCAACACGAGGCCACUGCUGCAGCACUGAGGAAGAAGCAUGCUGACAGCGUUGCUGAACUGGGUGAACAGAUUGACAACCUUCAGCGAGUCAAGCAGAAGCUGGAAAAGGAAAAAACUGAACUGAAACUGGAGCUGGAUGACAUAUCAUCCAACAUGGAGUGUGUGGUCAAAAACAAGUCCAAUAUUGAGAAGAUAUGCCGCUCAAUGGAGGACAACAUGAAUGAGUUCAAGAGCAAGUAUGAGGAGGCUCAGAGGACGAUCAAUGACUUCACCACCCUGAGAGCCAAACUUCUCACUGAAAACGGGGAACUGGGACGUCAGCUGGAGGAGAAGGAGUGCCUGGUGUCACAGCUCACUAGGGGGAAGCUCUCCUACACCCAGCAGCUGGAAGACCUCCGCAGACAGCUGGAGGAGGAGGUCAAGGCGAAGAACGCCCUUGCCCACGUGGUGCAGUCGGCUCGUCACGACUGUGACCUCCUGAGAGAACAGUUCGAGGAGGAGCAGGAGGCCAAGGCUGAGCUGCAGAGGGCGCUGUCCAAAGCCAACAUUGAGGUCUCAACCUGGCGGACCAAAUACGAAACAGACGGGAUCCAGCGCACAGAGGAGUUAGAAGAGGCCAAGAAGAAGCUGGUCCAGCGUCUUCAGGAGGCGGAGGAAGCCAUCGAGGCUGUGAACGCAAAGUGUUCCUCCCUGGAGAAGACCAAACACCGCCUCCAAAAUGAAAUCGAAGAUCUCAUGUUGGACCUUGAGCGAUCCAACGCAGCGUCCACAGCUCUCGACAAGAAGCAGCGGUCGUUUGACAAAGUGAUGGCCGAGUGGAAGCAGAAGUUUGAGGAGUCUCAAUGUGAGCUGGAGGCGAGCCAGAAGGAGGCUCGCUCUCUGAGCACAGAGCUCUUCAAACUAAAAAACGCCUAUGAGGAGUCUCUGGAUCAGCUAGAGACCAUGAAGAGAGAGCACAAGAUCCUCCAGGAAGAGAUCUCUGACCUCACUGACCAGCUCGGCGAGGGCGGGAAAAACACCCAUGAGCUGGAGAAACUCCGGAAGCAGCUGGAGCAGGAGAAGACGGAGCUUCAAUCAGCACUCGAGGAGGCAGAGGGCUCUCUUGAGCACGAGGAGGGCAAGAUCCUCCGGGCCCAGCUGGAGUAUAACCAGGUGAAGGCCGACAUGGAACGGAAGGGUUCUGAGAAGGAUGAGGAGAUGGAUCAGGCCAAGAGAAACUACCAACGGAUAAUCGAUUCCCUCCAGUCUUCUCUGGAAUCUGAGACAAGGAGCCGCAACGAGGCGCUCCGCGUCAAGAAGAAGAUGGAGGGUGACCUCAAUGAAAUGGAGGUCCAGCUGAGCAAAUCCAACCGACAGGCGGCCGAUGCACAGAAGCAGCUCAAAGUCAUCCAGGCAUACCUGAAAGAUACCCAGAUACAUCUGGACGACGCAACCCAUGGGAACGAUGAUCUCCGAGAGAACAUCGCUCUGGUGGAACGGCGGAAUAAUCUGAUCCAGGCGGAGCUGGAGGAGCUGAGGUCAGCUCUGGAGCAGACGGAACGAGGCAGGAAGCUGGCGGAGCACGAGCUGACCGAGGCCACAGAGCGCAUGCAGCUCCUUCACUCACAGAACACCAGCCUCAUCAACCAGAAGAAGAAGCACGAGGCGGAUGUUCUCCACCUGCAGUCUGAGGUGGAGGACGCCAUACAGGAGAACCGCAACGCCGAAGAGAAGGCGAAGAAGGCCAUCACUGACGCUGCCAUGAUGGCAGAGGAGCUGAAGAAAGAGCAGGACACCAGCGCCCACCUGGAGCGCAUGAAAAAGAACAUGGAGCAGACGAUCAAGGACCUGCAGCACCGCCUGGACGAAGCCGAGCAGGUCGCCAUGAAAGGUGGGAAGAAGCAGCUUCAGAAGCUGGAGGGACGCAUCAAGGAGCUGGAGAACGAGUUGGAGACGGAGCAGAAGAGAGGCACGGAGACCGUCAAAGGGGUGCGCAAGUACGAGCGCCGCAUCAAGGAGCUCACCUACCAGACGGAGGAGGACCGCAAGAACCUGGCCCGCGUGCAGGACCUGGUGGACAAGCUGCAGCUCAAGGUCAAGUCCUACAAACGCUGUGCGGAGGAGGCCGAGGAGGCGUCCAACGUAAACAUCGCCAAGCUCCGCAAACUACAGCAUGAGCUGGAGGAGGCGGAGGAGCGGGGGGACAUCGCUGAGUCUCAGGUGAACAAGCUGCGGGCGAAGACCAGGGACAGCUCCUCAAAGAAGGGUCUCGACGAGUAACACGCCCACCGAUGAUCCUCUACUCCGUUUGGUGGACAUUGACCCAUGUGAUGUGUCUGUUGCCAUGGGGAACACAGCUAGCAGCAAGCCUUGCGCUGGAUUUGCCUAACCAGGACUAAAGUAUUCAAACUACAAAUUGCCUUUCGAUGCUCAGAAUGAUGCUUUACCAGAAACAAAAUAUAUCUAAACCUGAAGUUCUUUUUCUCCAUAGUUUAGGCCUGGUUGUAAACAUUGAAUGCCUUUUAUAUCACAUGUUAGUCCUAUAUUUUACUAUUAAGUGUUUUGUUUUAUUGAUAUUACACACUUCAUCACCCCUACAGGUAGUGCGUCGUUUCGGUAUUACCUGUAAUUGGACUCACCUGGUCAAAGUUUAGCAAAGUUAGACCGAGGGAGAAAACUCAAAGAACGAAACUGCAAACUGAAAGUAAUGGCAAUAUAAAACGCAAUUGUUCUUGGUUAAUAGUUAAUAGUUAGAAUAGGAAAGCUCGGCCAUUGAUACCAGUUUAAGCUAUUAUAUUUUAGAAUAAAUUAUUUUUACCAUAUCCCUGCAGUGAAAAUCAAUGAACGCAGCUGGUUAUUAAUUGAUGGGUAGAAGGAAAUUCAAUAUUUUGAAACGUCUAUUGUACUUGUAAUUCCCAUCAAUGUAUUGUACUCCUGACAGAAAAAUAAAACCAUUCAAUUAGGCCUAGUUAAAAACAAUGCAUUAUAUUGAUAAAUGUGCUUCAGUGCGUCAGAAUACAAAAUGUAGGCCUAUAUGUAACGCAUAACAUUAAAUCUUUAAUUUCA
Gadus morhua (Atlantic cod) is the source of this 8929-nucleotide messenger RNA. RefSeq names its product myosin-6. Gene Ontology annotation, cellular component: myosin filament; myosin II complex; cytoplasm. Gene Ontology annotation, biological process: protein phosphorylation. Gene Ontology annotation, molecular function: microfilament motor activity; ATP binding; actin filament binding. The record is from RefSeq and is a predicted model, not a curated record. Lineage: Eukaryota; Metazoa; Chordata; Actinopteri; Gadiformes; Gadidae. The coding region runs from base 275 to 8143 and encodes 2622 amino acids. The transcript has 12 exons.